Molecule: messenger RNA, 2930 nt
Organism: Cloeon dipterum
Lineage: Eukaryota; Metazoa; Arthropoda; Insecta; Ephemeroptera; Baetidae
Exons: 14
Coding region: 227-2035 (602 amino acids)
Biological process (GO): autophagosome-lysosome fusion
Source: RefSeq, a predicted model, not a curated record
GAGGAGCUGGCAGCUCGAGGCGGCCCGCCGCAAAGAGUCGCCUGCGUUCGAGGUGUCCGCAUCUCGCUCCGGCCGACCCACGAUCGAACAUUCUCUGCAUUGUUGUGUGCGGUGCGUGCGGAUUGCCGGUUCGCCAUCGUGUUUGUGUGUCCCAGUGACUUUGUCCCGUGUCUCGCAGCGGCCAACAGCACAGCCAGACAGCCACGCUCUGGACAGAUUCAGCCCGAUGUCCCGGUGGAAAGCGAAACUGCCAAUCAUGGAACUGCUGCUGCUGAUCACCCUCUUCUUUGUUUGCCUGCCGUCGGCAAACUCAGCGAAGCAGCCUGGUAAGUUUCUAUUGAAGCCAAAUCACGAGGCUCCGAUGGCGGAAAAAGCCAGACUGAAUCUAUUUGCGAUGACAGUUGCACGCAACCAAGGCUCGUGCAAAUUCCCCAGCAGAUGGGAGGGCACUUGGUUCCAGUCCGGCGUGCGCCAGCCCAUCGUCAUCGACGCAGAUAGGCUCAGCUUCAAAGGCAACUGUAUCAGGUCCGAAGGCGACAAGUUUCUCAUGGUCGAUGACAAGGGCAUCUGUUAUCGCUGCGUCGUGAUACACGAGAAACACCACAACGUUCUGCAGUACAAAGAGACUUACUGCCACUCAAAGGAAGCAUUGCCGCACUUGUGCUCUCUGAUCACUGGCGACGCCCUUCUGUACUCGAUGUUCCGCGUGGAGGCGAGCCCCGUGCAGUGUCCCUUCCGCGGCCCCUUCACCUUCUCGUACAACAGAGGCCACGGCGAAUGCCGCAGCCCGCCGUCCAGCGUGGAGGCGUGCACCGAAGAGUCUCGACUCCUGCUGCGCUACCAAGCCUGCCCUGAUGUCUCAGGCACCGAAUCGACAGUGGAGGAGCUGCAGUGCCUGGCCACGUGGAAGGAAGGCAGUUCGCGGUACCUGGUCGGCCUGGUGCACCACAGCCACGCGACCUCCAACGAGGAUCGCUAUCGGUGCUUCGUAUAUGAGAAAGCCACCGAGCAGUCGCCAGACGAGACGGUAGACUACUGGGUGGCCCAGUCCGGGGACGCCACCUGCAACGGGCUCUUCACCCCUAUGGAGGGUUCCAGGACUAUGAUUCUCAGAAAAGCUCCAUCGCCGAACAAGUGCAAGUUCCCGAGCUGGAUCACGCAGUUCCCGCACUGGCACACGCUGGAUUACCGGCGCUCGUACCAAUUCCACCACCGCAACACGACGCUGAAAAUCGCCAACGCGUCCGACGGCGGCGAAAUGCGCGUGGUGUGCACCGAGGACCGUCACGUGACGGCCGAAGCGGCCCACAUCGUCACCCACGUGACCUCUGGGUGCCAAAGUGGAUACGUAUGCAUGAUGUUCUACAGGAGAGACGCGCACGUAAUUGAAUUACAAACAGGAUUGUUUUCGCGGAGACCAGAGGAAGCGUGUCACUCGCACCACUUUGACAAAAACACCCUUCCCUAUGUAACCCUUGUCACUUCAAGCCCGGAAUCGCGCGAUUGUCCAUACACCGGCCGCUUCAGCGUGAUUGGUCUGAGCCAGGAAGAGCGUCGGCAGAGCGGAAACAGCGCCGCGCAGACGUCGCAGAGCGUCGAGAACUCGGCCAUCAUCCCUGGUGGCUGCUCGCCCGAAUUCACUAGCCUGCGCGUCGGCUGCUCCAACGUGGACACAAUGGAGUUCCGAUCCGAAUGCACAAGAACCGACACUAUUUCAGCGUACUCGUGCCACGGCGGCUGGGAGGACAACGGCACCCACUUCCUCAUCACGACGCCGCUGAGCAGGACGUCGCUCGGCGCCCGCCGCAUGUGCUUCAUUUACCGCGAGAGCCCCCUGGGCGUGCACUUUUCCAGCAGCGCCGCCUCCUGCCAGAGGGACAUCAGCCCCGGCGUCGGCGGCAUUCUCGCCUUCAACGUCACCAGCUCAGGUAACUGCAUGGAGGAGAACAGCAGCGCUGGCCUUUCCCCCUCAGCACUCAACACUUUCCUAUCUUUCGGUCUUCUCCUCCUGUUCUCGUCGAUCUUCGACAGGUGACUCUCGGAAUCAAUAUUGCUGACCGCUGAGUGACUUGCAACAAAUUUCCCGGCCCUACCCAGGGGAAGAGACUUACAAAUUAACUUUGAGAAGACGUGCGCGAGUUGUUACAAGGAAGUGUGCUUGGAAUAUUUCAUGUGAUCUGUGAUAUCGUCCCGCGGACAAAAGUGGCGAAACUGAUGAGUUGUUCUCACAAGGAAGAGACAAACACACACACACACGUACAUAAAAAAUGGCGUUAGAAAAAAUCGAGACAUUACUCCGAAGACUGUGUUAUUAUAUUCAAUCAAUAUGGAAAGCAAUAGAAAGACGUGAGAGGGCGGUGAAAAAAAGAGAAAAACCUUGUUAUAUUGAAAUGUUUGUCUCCUUUUAAGCGAAAAGAGCAAUUUCCUACUUUUGGUUCGACUUGAUAAACACACGCCAGCAAAAUCAAAAGAGAUGAAAUAUAUGCUUUUCUGUAUUAAUUUGUAAGUAAUAAGUGGGAACUAGAAUCGAUGAGAGAGCAACUUUAUAAUUUGAUGUGGUGCCUUUUGGACUAAACUUUUCACGAGAGCUCUGCGAAAAAAAAAUAGAAAGAUACAUUUAGAUUAUUUUGGUUCUAAUAUAGUUUAUACGAUUCUAUACGUGCACUGUUCAAGACGAGGCAAUAAUUCUAAAACGUGGGUGGUUCUUCUAUGCAAUGUAGUAAGUGGAAAUCGACCGUUGCGCCAGUCAGCCUGAGUUUUUUUAUACCUGAUAUGGCCUACAAUCCUGAUUAAUGUUACUUAAGCCACCACUCACGCGAGCAACUUCCUCUCGAAAACAAAACCAGAUAUAAAUUUAUGUCUCUCUUGGCUGUUGGUUUGAAUGCCUGUGCUGCUGUAUGUAAAUAAAAAGAUGAAUCUGAAGCAAAGAA